AGAGAUCUGAGAGGAAGAAGUGGGUUCACAACAAAAUAGCUUAAAAAUUGUCUACUUUGUUUUCUGCCUUACUGUUAGCUGCAGAAAUUUAACUAUUACUUCAUUCGAUCAUAUUUAGCAGUGACUGCUGUUGUGUUCAGCAUGGCAGGUCAACAUUACUGCCUUCGCUGGAACAACUAUCAGUCAAAUAUGACAUCGGUAUUCCAUCAGCUGUUGCGAAAUGAGGCAUUUGUUGAUGUUACUCUUGCUUGCAAUGAUUCAUCUCUGAAAGCACAUAAGGUUGUCCUUUCGGCAUGCUCAUCAUAUUUUCAAAAGUUGCUGAUGGAGAACCCAUGCAAGCAUCCCACAAUUAUUAUGCCUCAAGAUGUAUGCUUUAGUGAUCUCAAAUUUAUUAUUGAAUUUGUGUAUCGCGGAGAGAUUGAUGUCUCACAAGCAGAGCUGCAGUCUUUAUUGAAAACAGCUGACCAACUAAAAAUCAAAGGACUUUGUGAAGUACCAGAUGGAAAAGAGGGUCCUGUGACCCCAAUGCCUAUUCUUUCUCGACGAUCUUUCACCAAAUUACGUCGUCUCACAGGCAUAAAAAGACAGCGGCAACCUGAACCUCUGCGUCGCAAUAUCUUCAAAGAAUUUAUCGAUCAGCAGCAUCAACAACCUCAGCAGCAUCCGCAUCAACACCCACAUCCACACCAGCAACAACUUCUGCAGCCUCAACAGCAACAACAGCAGCAGCAGCAACAACAAAUCCACAUUCACCAGCAGCCCCAACACCAGCAUUUACAGCCAAACCCAAUGGCAAUCCAGCAUCAGCUCCAUCAUCAGCAUCAACAGCAAAUGGAAAUGACUGAAUUGGGUGCCAACAGACCUCCCAUGGGACCAGAAUGUGUCACUGUUGCAACAUCUACUGAGGAUGAUCAUGAAAAUUUACCUGUUGUGGUGCUUGAGAGUCGUAUUCCACAGCAGCAUCAGAUGAUGCACAGUAAUGCACCUACUCCUGUGAUGACACCACACGGAAUGCAGCCACAGCCAACGCAACAGAUGGUUAUGGAUGGUACACCACACAGCUCUGGAAGUGGUCCAACAGAUGUUGAUAUCCCUCCAGAGGCCCAGCCACCUGCCCCUUCUGCAACUCUUGUGGAGAAUAUGGAUAUGCAUGAGUGCACAGCUCAUGACCGAGAAAGUUCUGGCGUUGGUUGUGAUGAACAAGGAAAUGUGAAGGUGAAGUUUGAAACUCUCCGUGCUAUGGAGCAGGCUGAUACAAUAGAUAUUGAUAGCCACAUGUCAGAGCGGAAUGUGGGGGAGGAGGAUCACACAAUGCACACGAUGAUGAUUACCCCAGAGCUUCUAGGCCUCAUACCCUCCUCUUCAGGACAUUCUGAUCUGAGUGGUGAUGCUGUAAAAGGAAGCCCCAAAAGUUGGAGCCAGGAGAGCCUUGAUAUAACAGAUGUCAGCCACCAUGAGGUUACGAAAACAGGUCCAAAGUCUUGGACACAGGAAGAUAUGGAACUUGCUUUGGAUGCGCUUCGUAAUCAUAGCAUGAGUUUGACCAAAGCAUCUGCAACAUAUGGAAUUCCAUCCACUACACUGUGGCAACGAGCCCAUCGGUUAGGCAUUGACACUCCCAAGAAAGAGGGACCUAGUAAAAGCUGGACUGAGGACAGCCUGAAUAGUGCACUUGAAGCCCUAAGGACUGGCAGUAUUUCAGCGAACAAAGCAAGCAAAGCAUACGGUAUACCAAGUAGUACACUGUAUAAAAUAGCAAGACGUGAAGGUAUCAGACUAGCUGCUCCCUUCAAUGCUGCACCAACGACAUGGAGUCCUGAUGACUUGGAACGUGCCCUGGAAUCUAUAAGGUCUGGAGCAUCAUCAGUGCAACGGGCCUCCACAGAGUUUGGUAUUCCAACCGGCACAUUGUACGGACGUUGCAAGCGUGAAGGCAUUGAAUUAUCACGAAGCAAUCCAACUCCUUGGUCAGAGGAUGCCAUGGGAGAGGCUUUAGAGGCAGUGAGAAUUGGCCAAAUGAGCAUUAACCAAGCUGCUAUUCAUUACAACCUUCCCUAUUCUUCUCUGUAUGGUAGGUUCAAACGGUGUAAAUAUGAAGCAGAAGGUCAUCAAGAAGUGGUUGCAUCUCCCCCACCUCCACAAAUAAUGGUAGUCCCAUACCAGCAGCCUCCACCUCCUCCACCACCACCUCCACCUGCACCACAACAUACUCCACAGCAUAUGCAACAGCAUCACUCUCCACAACAACAACAACAACAGCAGCAGCAGCAGCAGCAACAACAGCAGCAGCAGCAGCAGCAACCUCAGCAGCAGCAGCAACCACCACCACCACCACCUCAGCAACAGCAACAACAACCACAACAACAACAACAACCACCUCAGCAACAGCAGCAGCAACAGCCUCCACCACCACAACCCCAGCCACAGCAGCAACAGCAGCAGCCACAGCAACAACAGCCCCAUCAGCUUUACCAGCCACACAGUAGCUGAGAAGUGCUUCCUUCACACAUGGUUAUAAUAACAAAUCACAUUCACUGAAUACUCUCAUAUGGGAUGGUGCAGCCAGCAGUAUGAAAAAGUAGUUUAUUAAUGUAUUCAACUGUCAGUGACAGUUGCUUUAAUAGGACAUUUUUUCCUCUAUAUGUCCACUUCACUAUUGUCAUUUCCUUUUAUGUUUUAGUUAUUUCGACUUCUGCCUUUACAACAGUGUUUUUACUGUGAGCACUGUGUAGCACUGGAAACAAGGAAAUUGUUUUAAACUGCUCUGGCUGUUGACAGAGCAUUUUGUAGCUUGUUGCAAAAAAAGCUAUUAGUAAAUGCAAGAAAUUUUUAUUUUUAUAGCUGUAUUUUAACAAAUAAUUUUUGAGUGUGUUGUUACAACAUCUGUAGAGGCAGUUUAUUGUUUAGCACCUUUUUUUUAAAUUUUGUUUUAAGAAAUGAACUGCUUUUAUGUUAGGUAUCCAUCCUAAAGUAACUGUGAAAUCAGUGCGUGUUAUACAUGUGUGAAAAAAUUUAAUUAAAAGACUUAAAAUUUGUGUAUAUGUGACUAUGAUGACACAAAAUAUAUUUAUAAGUUUUAAGAAAAGAAAAACUAAAUAAAGUUGUGUAUUAAAUAUAUAUAUAUAUAUAAAUAAAUAAAUAAAUAUAAAGUAUAUAUCUAUAUAUGCAUGUCUGUAGGCAUGUGAAAGAUUAUUCUAGAAAUAUGUGUUGAAUGGACUUUCAUACAGUUACAAAUACUUUUGUAGUUGCCAUUAUUAUGUACUUUGCAGGUCUCAGUGACCUGCUUCUACAGUACUUGGGCCCACCUGUUAUUAGAUUUGAGUGAUUGGAAGAUUGAUUGGGUAGUUUGCAUUAUUCAGUGCACUUCGCAAUUCUAUAACAACAUUUAUUUUCCUUGUGUUGCUGUAUUCUACAACACAUGUGAACAGUCCUUGGGAAUAUUGCUGUCAUGUUGAGGUACAAUGCAGCUUCACAAAAAUCUGUUUUAACAGAAAAUAACAAAGAGCUUGAACAGAAAUCUACGGCUGAUUUUGUAUGGGAGCAUUGUGUUAUGAUAAUAGAUAAUAUUUAUGGUUGUGGCAUGCAUUACAUACUUUUUUUAUAUUGAGUACACAUUAUACAUUAGAGAGAAUUUUUAUUCCAUUGUGAUUUCCUUCAGAUGUAGGUGCACAUAGUGCACGACUUAUCCCAAAUUCUCUUCUGGCAAGGGUGUAUGAUAUUCUCGUGCAUGUGUAAUAUGCUCUGAACGACUUUCUGAUCUCAGGUAUAUCUAAAUGGUAACUUGUCUUCUAGUUCGCAGAUCUUUGUAUUCUCAGAACAAAAGUGACACAAUGAGCAAAAGGAGCAAUGUUUGGAAGAGCUUCAAGAUGCAGUGCUAGAAGAAUUAAAAUAUAGAGAAUAUUUUAAAGAAACAAGGUGACUGGAGGAAGAGUGCGAAAAAAUUUUUAAAUAGGGAAAAGUUUUGUAUUUUGAAAGUGAAGGGAUUACCAGGAAGCCACUAGAUUCAAACAUCUUAUUGGAUUUUCACUCUAAAUUUGUUGUGGAACCCUUAAUGAACAAAGCCAUUGUCUGUUCUCUUCCUUGUCCCAGGGGUGAUGGUCCAGCAAGGUAUAGAGGGGAGUCUCCGUAGAAUUAGAAAGGUAGGAGAAGGAGGGAGAUGAAAUAUGGGUGCUCGUUUGUAAGUCGUGUCUGGGUAGCUCAGUUGGUAAGGGAAUUUGCUAUAUGAGACAAAGGGAAUUUCCUAUAUGAGACAAAUGUCUUGGUUUGCAUCACAUUUAGGCACCUGUCAGGAAGUUCAAAAAUAUUCAUGUUACUAAGACACUUGGGCUCUGAAUUUGUUAUUUUGAUUUGAGGACCUGUUUCUCAUCUCCAGGUGCUGUUGAUUGUUAGAGGAAGAUCUCAGAUGGAAUUAGAGCACUGCAAGCUUAUGUCCGAUUUGUGUGGUAUUAGUACAGUUGCGGUGUGUGAAAGAGAGUGCCGGUUCACUUCACAUACUUUGGUGGAAGUUGUUGAAGGUUACCAGUGGUGUACUGCGUAAUGACAGCUGAGCGAGCGGUUCUCCACAGCAGUGGAGAUGGCACAGCUGAGUGAAUGCCUGUUCAUAGUGACGUGAUUGUCGUGCAUUUACAGUAACUUGCACACAGGCUGUGAGUUUACAGUUUGCACAUAUGCAGUACCCUUUGCUUACUGCCAGAGAGGGGCAUAAUUUGAAUGGUGAAUAACAAAUACAGAUAAAAAUUAUUAUUUGUUACUGGAGAAUAACAAAUAUUAUUCAAACAAUAUUAUGAAAAUGAUAGUUGCUUCUAACCAUAUAGCGGAGAUGCUGAAGACACAACAAAAAGAGCUUUGGAAAGUGAGCUUUCGGCCAACAGCGCCUUUGUUGAAAAUAGACAAAACACACACACACGUGCACGCGCACAAAUGCAACUUACACUCACAACUCUGAGUCUGGCUUCAGAUGCCAGAGAAGGCCUUGUUGCCCGAAAGCUCACUUUCCGACAGUCUUUUUGUUACGCCUGUCUGUGAUUCAGCAUCUCUGCUAAAUGGUGAGUAGCAACUAUCCUUUUCAUGAUAUUUUUAUAUUCAAUGCUGGAUUUUUCAUUGGUUAAAUAUUAUUUGAAACAUUAUUCACUUACAAGAAUAAAAAUGUUUUAUGAAUAAUAGAUAAAAUUGAAAUUCAAUGACAUUUACUACAACAUUUCUUUGUCACCUAUUAAACAAAUUUACUUUUUGUUGCUUUUAAAUUAGUUGUCUGAACAACUAUUUUGUUCAAAGAUUUCCUCUUAAACUUUAUUUGACUUGUGAAGAUUUGCUGUUGUGGCACUAAAGAAAAUAAUUCUUGCAAAGAGGAUAGCACUGUGUUAAAUCCCCUGAAAUUGUCCUUAUUUAAUGAUAUAUGACUUUCAGCUCUCAAUGUUAUCAGCAAAAACUGAGAAAUCUUCAGUUUUGCAGUAGUUUUUAUAAGAUAAUUCGUUUGAUUCCAUGUUCAUUUCACAUCCUAUUUCACAUACAAAAUAAAAUUUUCUUUUAAAUCGUAACAUCAUUCAGAGCUCAUGUCCCAAUUUCUUAUACAUUUUUUUUGGCUGUUAUAUGUCCAUAGUUUGUUGUAAGCCUCCAUUGGUCAUGGAUAGCAAUACAGGUGAACUCUCUGUUUUUAAAUUGUGGGUAAGACAAUGCUACACUAAUUACAGUCAGUUUAUAAAGAGGAAAAAUGUCGCCCAGUUGUUUCUUAACACUUUCUCAUUAAAAAAGAUGUCAGUGUGCUGCAGUUUAUGCAUUCUUUUAUGUACUCUAAUCCAUUGUCUCUUCCUGAAUGUUUGAAUCCUACACAUACACAAAUCAGAAUGAGAAACUAUUCCAUAUUCUGACAGAAAGCUUAGUCAGAGUUAAUCCUAAACAUUUUUGGAUAAUUUUGUAUGUAUAGCAAUACUCCACAACUGUUGUAGGAGUUCUUGAAGGUCUAUUGUUAGUCAUUAUCAACUGAUUUCUUACUUGCUUCACUCAUUUUGAAGCACUACAAACAUGGAAAAAUUGCAUAGUUAUAUCAAUAAGACAUAAAUAUCCUAUAGUGCAAGCAAUUUUGCUGCAGUGGAAGAAGGCGCUGCAGAUCAAGAGUUUCUGUUGGCUGCAUUCUCACCUUUGGCUACUUGUAAAGUACUUCCACAUGUUAGCACAGAGUUAGUGCAGAGUCAUUUGAAAUGGACUGUGUCGGUAGUGAAACCCAUAACGCCAACUACCUAUUAAGUAUUUUUAUGUUGCUGUAAAGCAAGUAAAGUUGUGCUCAACCCAAAGUUUGGUUUGAACAUUGCAAUGCUUUACUAGGCAUGGUGAUGU
Molecule: messenger RNA, 6333 nt
Organism: Schistocerca gregaria
Lineage: Eukaryota; Metazoa; Arthropoda; Insecta; Orthoptera; Acrididae
Product: protein bric-a-brac 1-like
Exons: 10
Coding region: 142-2490 (782 amino acids)
Biological process (GO): regulation of transcription by RNA polymerase II
Cellular component (GO): nucleus
Molecular function (GO): protein binding; DNA binding
Source: RefSeq, a predicted model, not a curated record